AUGAAUAAAAUUGUCCCAGAGUACCUCGCGGCAGGUGCCAAUAGACACCCUUCUACUGCCGAUUGGGACGAGUCGGGUCUCCUAGCAUAUGGAGCCGAUAGAAAUAUUGCAUUAUGGUAUCCUGGAAAUGAAACUUCCAGAGGAGUCUUUGAACUUCUCAGUGGUCAUACGGAUACCGUUAAUGUCGUGAAAUUCAUCCCCAAAUCACAUGGUUUUAUACUCAGUGGAUCUGUUGAUAAAACGGUGAGGAUUUGGAAACGGGAUGAAGUUUCACAGAGCUAUACUUGUAUUCAAACCAUCACCGAUCAUCAGAAUACGAUCAACUGCAUAGCCGUUACAGCAGCCUUCAAAAUCUUUGCUUCCGGCUCGGCAGAUGCCAUUGUUAAGAUCUGGAAACUUGAUGAUGAGAAUGUUGCAAGUUUGCAGCAAUCUAUCACGAUUACUCCGCGAUUAUUUCCGCUAGCAUUGGCCUUGAGUCCUUUGACUGGCGCUUCGGAUUCUCUCGUUCUUGCUGUCGCGGGAACAAAAGAUAUCAUUCAGCUUCACGUGCUGGAUGCUCAAGCGGGAUCGGAAUUCAAAUACAAGGCUACAUUAUCCGGACACGAAGGAUGGAUCCGAUCAUUAGAAUUCACAAAGGAGAGCGAUAGCCCAACGAGUGAUUUACUUCUCGCAUCAGCUAGUCAGGAUAAAUACAUCCGACUAUGGAGAAUUCAUCAAGGCAAAGAAUUACCAGCCGCAGCCACAGGAGCCGAUCCAACAUUCGGAGCAUUCAUGCCAGGAAAAUCUCUAUCGAACAAAGCCCAUCGUUUCCAAGCCCAAGCCUUAGAUUUCUCCGCCACAUUCGAAGCUUUGCUCCUCGGACACGAAGAUUGGAUCUACAGCACGCGCUGGCUCUCCCCUAACACAACCUCUAACUCCAAACCACAACUCCUCUCGGCCUCGGCCGACAAUUCCCUCGCCAUCUGGGAACCUGAUUCUUCCACUGGUGUCUGGGUAUCCGUGGCACGACUCGGAGAAAUUAGCGCGGAGAAAGGAUCCACCACCGCUACAGGCAGCACCGGAGGUUUCUGGUCCGGUCUCUGGUCGCCCAGCGGCUCAACCGUCGUAUGUCUCGGACGAACCGGCAGUUGGCGUCUCUGGAACCACGAUUCCGCAUCCGACCGCUGGGCCCAAAGCACUGCUAUCACCGGGCACGUGAAACCCGUCAUGGGAAUCGCCUGGUCGAAAGAUGGAAGCUAUUUAUUAUCGACAAGCACGGAUCAAACAACGAGGUUACACACGCAGUGGAAGAGAGAUGGGAAGUCGAGUUGGCAUGAGAUGGCUCGACCUCAGAUUCACGGCUAUGAUUUAAAUUGCAUCGAUUCGCUCGGGGAAUCGCAAUUCGUAUCCGGAGCAGAUGAGAAAUUACUACGCGUAUUCAAUGAGCCCAGAGCAGUCGCAACAUUGCUCCACCAAUUAUGUGGAAUUGGCAGUGAUAAUGUCACUCACAUGCCCGAUGCGGCAAAUAUGCCCGUAUUAGGACUAUCCAACAAAGCCAUCGAAGCCACCUUCCCGUCCGACGUCGCACCAACAGCCCACGAUGACUCCCAUAAUGCCGCACAAAAGACCCCCCUCGAUUUUUCCCACCCACCCCUCGAAGACCAACUCUCCCGGCACACACUCUGGCCCGAAACGGAAAAACUCUACGGCCACGGCUACGAAAUAUCCGCCCUAGCCACUUCGCACAACGGCUCCCUCGUAGCUACUGCCUGCAAAGCCAGUUCCAUCGACCACGCCGUCAUUCGACUUUUUGAAACAGGUGAAUGGCAUGAAAUUAAGCCGCCUCUUACUGCUCACUCGCUAACGGUCGCUCGGUUGCGAUUUUCGCGUGAUGAUCGAUUUUUAUUGUCGGUGGGUCGCGAUCGUCAAUGGGCGGUUUUUGAACGUGUUGUUGAUGGGGUUGUUGAUGGGCUUGAGGUUUCUGGUUCUAGUGGGCUUGAGUAUAAGCUGAAGGAAUCGAAUUUGAAGGGUCAUGCGAGGAUGAUUCUUGAUGCGGCGUGGGGUCCUUCUUUACCGUCAUCCCCACCAUCCUCAUCAACGUCAUCCCCAACCCCAACAAUAUUCGCCACCGCCGGCCGCGACAAACAAGUUAAGAUCUGGGUCCUCUCCCCCUCAACCCAAAAAUUCACAAACAGCAUCUCGAUCCCCGAGUUAUCUCCCGUAACAGCCAUUGAUUUCCUUGAUACGUUUAUUGGGGAUGAUAUGUAUUUGGCGGUUGGAACUGAAGCUGGGGUUUUUAGAAUUUAUCGCGUUACUGUUAGUGGUGAGGGGGAUAUUGCUGUGGAUGAGGUGUUGUUGGAUAUUGGCAAAAACCACUACCCCUCCAAAGCCAUCACCCAACUAGCAUGGAAACCAACCUCCAAAAACACCGCCAAAAACACAUCAUCGGAGAACACAAACACGAUCAUGGAACUAGCAAUUGCGAGUGAAGAUAGUUCCCUGAGGAUUUAUUCUCUAUGUUGA
Sclerotinia borealis F-4128 is the source of this 2502-nucleotide messenger RNA. NCBI's taxonomy places the organism in Eukaryota, Fungi, Ascomycota, Leotiomycetes, Helotiales, Sclerotiniaceae. The record is from the annotation of a GenBank genome assembly.